Galendromus occidentalis (western predatory mite) is the source of this 2067-nucleotide messenger RNA. Its product is annotated as phosphatase and actin regulator 1. The record is from RefSeq and is a predicted model, not a curated record. The transcript is spliced from 9 exons. Gene Ontology annotation, molecular function: actin binding. Lineage: Eukaryota; Metazoa; Arthropoda; Arachnida; Mesostigmata; Phytoseiidae. Gene Ontology annotation, biological process: actin cytoskeleton organization.
GCGGUCCGCACCGGGAGUUUAGGCAGCAAUCAACGAGGCAGUGGGGGUCCCUCUCCUAUGGGAGAUCAACCACCCACGUCUCAGCAUCGCAGUAGGCUGGCUACACUGACCAGAUUAUUCAAGCCGUGGAAGUGGCGACGGAAAAAGAAGUCUGAGAAGUUUGAGGCGACGUCACGGACUCUCGAGAGAAAGAUCUCAAUGCGGUCUUCCAAAGAAGAGCUCAUACAGCGUGGAGUUCUUCAGCCUCAAGAUUUCAGUCCUCCCUUAGGCUCGCACGACAUUUCCAAACUUGGUGAGUUGAGUGGCAAGGGCGGUUUCGUAAGUGCAGUCCCCGAUGGAACUCUUUCGGUUCUGGCUCUGCCCGAGUUGGGUGUCGUUGAGGAAGGAGUGGGCAUGCUUGGCGAGGUCGGUCUCAUACCGCCUCCGCGCGAGUUUUCGAAUGAGAACUCACCGGCUCCUUCUCCAACCCUUCCACUGCGGAUCGCGCAGGUCACUUCUAGUCUCAACCUCAAGUUUUCCCAGAUGCAGCAACAGAGGGACUCUCCUACGUCGCUUCAUCCUCCGCAUGCCAACGGCUCCUCUAAUGGCUCUGGCACUGAGUGUGUGGUUGGGAAGGUCGGAGCUUUGCCCGUCGAUUGUCCAGUAGUCCCGUCUUUGCCAACAGUUCCUCCUCCGCCAACGAAUUGCGACGAGGAUGACCCCGAUGACGGCGGCUUUUCCAACUACAACAGUAAGCACCAAGGCCUACAGCAGAGUCUCCUGCUCCAGCAACAACAAGUGAGUAGAGAGGAAGGGUACAUCAGCACAUCCGAAGCACCCAGAGGAUAUAUUUCCGGAAAUUCAAGAUCGCAAGGUCACGAGACGAGUCUCCUAUUCUAGGCACAACAACAACAACAGCAGCAGCAGCCCCCGCUCCAGGCUCAAGAGAGGAUGGUGAAUUUUUCCACACUCCAGCAACAGGUUCAGCAGCAGAUACAGCAGCAGCUCCAGGCGCAGCAGCAAGGCGUUGCCUCGAGCCAAUUCCAAAGUUCGCACAGCUCGUUCAAACCUCUCCCUCAAAACUUGGACGAAGAUACCGAGAAGGAACAAGGCGCGCGAUCGUCACCCCUGCCCAACUCGUCGGGGACUCCAACUGGAGGUGCCCCCGCUCCCAUAGGAACCGCUUCGAUGCCCCGUAAAUCCGCGCUGAAAAAGACGACUUCUGCUCUAUCGGUUCACGGGAAUAAUCCCAAUUCCCCGAAGCUGACCAAUGGUGUGGGUUCGAAUCCCGAGAGUCCGACAGUGGCUCAACAACCUCUUGUCACCGCUGUGAGUUUAGCACAAUUGCGGCUGCGGCCGACGAAUUCUAGUGGACAAAACGGCCUUCCAUUUAACAAGGCUCCGCCGUCGUAUAGUGCAGCGAUGCAGGACAAGGAGAACAAGAGCGCGGGAAGCGGAGGACUCCCCUUGAAACCUCCGCCACCAUAUCCGUCAGUACUAGCACGAUUCAACUCAGUGUCAUCCAAUCAGGACAGCGAUGACGAAGACGACCCAGUGAAAUGGCGCGAUUACUACGGAGACGACGAACAAGGACGCCUCCAAGCGAAGAUAGCUCGGAAGGAUUCGUUAGCGCUCAAGCUCGCACAAAGGCCCGAUAAACAAGAGCUAAUCGAUCGAAACAUUCUGAAAGAUGAAAGUUAUUUCCGAGAUCGCGCUGCAACACGAGAAGCCUUGAGUGGAAAGCUAACUCGAAGACUGAGUUUGAGGCCAACAGCUGAAGAACUUGAGCAGAGAAAUAUUCUCUACCAAAAUACGCCAGAAGAGCGCUUGAAGGAGAAGGAUAUGAAGAAAAAGGUGCUUAUUAGGAAACUGAGUUUCCGUCCGACGAUUGAGGAGCUUAAGGAACGGAAAAUCAUCCGUUUCAAUGACUACGUCGAGGUCACGCAAGCUCACGAUUACGACAGACGCGCCGAUAAACCGUGGACGCGACUGACGCCAAAAGACAAGGCCAUGAUUCGUAAGGAGCUCAAUGAGUUCAAGGCACAAGAGAUGGAGGUUCACGAAGAGAGUCGACAUCUCACAAGGUGA